AUGGCUCUGACUCCCUUGGUUGAAGAGCUCAUGGAGAAUGCUCGCAAGUACGACAGUUAUUUCUCCAGCGGUCUACACUUCCCCAGCAGUCGGGGAGCGGAUGAAGAGUACGUCAAGGCACGGCAGGCCGUCAUAGAUGGCGCACAACGUAUACGGCUAGCGUGCAUGACGCCCGACCAGCGGCUCAAUCAGUACAUGACCCGGGCGUAUGACGUCGCCGUGAUGCGUGUGUUAAACGACGUAGACAUUGCCAACCACGUACCUGACGAAGGCAUCACUUAUUCUGCCCUAUCAAAGGCUGUGGGGAUUCGCGAAAGGACUCUUGUCAAAAUCAUGCGCACCAUUAUCUGCCAUGGCAUCUUCUCCGAGCCUAAGCCUAACCUUGUGAAGCACACCGACGUGUCGCAGCUCUUCCGUCUUUCCGGAAUUCGUACGUUGUGCAGAUUCGCCAUUGACACUGUCCUCCCCUCCCUGGAGAGGCUUCUCGAGGCUGAUGCCAAGUGGAAGGGUUCUCAGGACCCGGCUCACUCAGCCUUCAACAUUGCCCAUAAUUCUACGGGGCCGAUGAACAAGUUUCCCAACGAGGCCUGCUUCAGGGCCAUCAUCAGCCCUGCCGAUGCCAAGGGUAUGUCAUCGUAUCCGUUGUGGCAGGAGAUCGACAAUCCUGGAGCUCUCUUCGUGGAUGUAGGCGGCAACAGCGGAUACGCGGCGUUGGCGAUUGCCAAGGCAACAAAAAACAUCACCUUUGUGGUUCAGAACUUGCCUAGCGUUAUUGAGGCUGCGGAGAAACAGGAGAGGCAGCCUGGGGGCGUGCUGGUAGAUCAAGAAGCCGGGCAGCGCCUUCGCUUGAAGCCGUACGACAUGUUUUCUGGACCGCAGCCUAUCCUCAACGCCGACGUCUACUUCUAUCGCGCCGUCCUUCACAAUUGGUCGGAUUUCAAAUGUCAGGAAAUCCUGCGGAACAUGCUCCCAGCGCUGAAGCCAGGCGCCCACAUCGUCAUUUGUGACAUUGUUCUCCCAAACCGCUGCGAUAUAACCUAUGAUCAGCACUACUGUCGAAUCACCGACCUCGCCAUGUACGCGCUUCACAAUGCAUGGGAACGAAGUGAGAUCGAAUGGAAAAACUUGUUCUCGUCCGUCGAUGCUGGGUUCCAUGUUAAGGAGAUGUACACUUUAUGGCCUGGAUCGUAUCAAAAGUUUAUCCACCUUGUUUGGAGACCUGGCUCCCAGUGGAAAAGUGGGAUAAAGAGAAUAGAGCUGUAG
This is a messenger RNA of Colletotrichum higginsianum IMI 349063, 1263 nucleotides long. RefSeq names its product O-methyltransferase. Lineage: Eukaryota; Fungi; Ascomycota; Sordariomycetes; Glomerellales; Glomerellaceae. The transcript has 3 exons. The record is from RefSeq and is a predicted model, not a curated record. Gene Ontology annotation, molecular function: O-methyltransferase activity. The coding region runs from base 1 to 1263 and encodes 420 amino acids.